CAGCGCAGACGGAGCCGCCCGGUCCCGGUGCCGUCCCGGUCCCGCCGCGAUGCCCUCGGACCGGCCCUUCAAGCAGCGCCGCACCUUCGCGGAUCGUUGUAAAGAAGUGCAGCAGAUCCGAGAGCAGCAUCCAAACAAGAUCCCAGUCAUCAUUGAACGCUACAAAGGGGAGAAACAGCUGCCAGUGCUGGAUAAGACCAAGUUCCUUGUCCCAGACCAUGUCAACAUGAGUGAAUUGGUCAAAAUAAUCCGGCGCCGCUUGCAGCUGAACCCCACCCAGGCCUUCUUCCUGCUGGUGAACCAGCACAGCAUGGUCAGCGUGUCCACCCCCAUCUCGGAGAUCUACGAGCAGGAGAAGGACGAGGAUGGCUUCCUCUACAUGGUCUAUGCUUCCCAGGAGACCUUUGGCUUCUGAGGGCUGCUGACAGUUGGCAUGUGGAGACAGAUGAACUGUGGCACAGAGGCCCCUGGCCUCGGAGGACAACACAGCCAGAGGCUCACAGGGGGGGCUGUGCUGACCCCCCUCCUCUCCCUCCCUCCCUCCCUCCCUGUCACCAAAGAGGCUCGUGGCGCGUGUUGGACUCGCACAACCCCUUCCCCUGUGUAGGUCAGUCCCGCUCCCCCAGGCGCCCGCCCAGGUGUGUGACACCCCCAGCCAGCCCUGCAGACCCCGCUGGGGCCUCUCCCUUUGUCCCCGUGUCCCCGCGCUGCUCUUGCUGUGCUGUGUGUGCUCUGCUGCUGCCAGACCUGCUGGGCCACUGUCACCCAGCACAGGGAGAGCCACCUCUCCCCAGGCACUCACAAAGGGCAGGAGGUCUGCAGAAGCAGCUAACAGAUGUUACCAUUGCUCCCGAGUUUUAAUUGAUUUUAAUUACACCCAUAUCAGAUUCUUGGUGCUACUGAAUAGAUGUAGGCGUCUCUAUAGGACUGUGGAUAAUGUAUAUCCUUUAGAUUUAUUUUAUUGGUUUGUUUGUUUGGGUUUGUUUGUUUGUUUUGGUUUUUUUUUUAGGGAUAGAUUGGAAUGGGGAGAGGGGGAAACUUUCCUGUAUUCUGUAGGUAAAUAAAUCAGGCUUCAUUGCACUUUAAAGCAUAGUAGAUGUCAGAGUGGAAUUUUCUUUUAAUUUAUACAGGUUUGCCAUUUAUAGUGCUGCUCCUCUGUUGACAGUUGUAGCUAGAUGAUCUUGUUUCAAACUUUUUUUUUCCUAAUAAAAUUGAUUUCCCUUC
Molecule: messenger RNA, 1224 nt
Organism: Agelaius phoeniceus (red-winged blackbird)
Lineage: Eukaryota; Metazoa; Chordata; Aves; Passeriformes; Icteridae
Gene: MAP1LC3A
Product: microtubule associated protein 1 light chain 3 alpha
Source: RefSeq, a predicted model, not a curated record